CGGUAAUUGGCCAUGUAUUAUAAAUAUAUAUAUAUAUAUAUAAUAUGACAGAUAAAACAAUAUCCAAAUCCAGAACUCUCGGUGCGCGAGCAUCCCACUGGCAGCUCUUCGAUGGCGGCAUCGUGCUACUUACGCUACUUUUCCCCUCUCAAUGUAGCUUCCCCUCCACGCUUCUCCCCCACUUUUCACUCCCGCUCCUCCUCCAAACCCUACGCGUCGUCGCCUUCUCGGACGGCAUCGGCGGUACUGAUCGCCGCCGGCGCUGGCCUCGCCCUCUCCCUCCCAUCCGUCGCAUCCGCAGCGAUGCAAGAGCCGGCAAACGCGCUCUCCCUACCCACCUGGAUCAUCCACAUCUCCAGCGUCGUCGAAUGGAUCACGGCCAUGGUGUUGGUUUGGGAGUAUGGAGAGAAAUCCGGAUUUGAGGCUUGGAAGGGUCUCUCAUGGGGGAUGGUACCACUUCUCGGCGGGGCAAUGUGUGCGUGCACGUGGCAUUUUUUUUACAACUCGGAAUCUCUUGAUAUACUCGUGGCUCUUCAAGGUAUGCUGACUGUCGUCGGCAACUUGACGAUGUGUAUUGCUGCAUAUCGAAUAUUUAAAUCAGCUCAAGGAAGUUCCUAGGAACCUUAAUUUUUUUCUCAAAUAAAUUAUUGCAAUUCAUUGUGUUUCUCAGUCACCACACCAUUCAAUGAAGGGAAUGUUUUUUCUACUUUUCUGUUUGCCUUGGUGACUAUUCUAACCAUUAUAUUAGGCCUUAUAACUGUGAAAGUGGUUUGCGUUCUGCCCAAGCUCAACUAGUAAUGCAGUUAAAAAAGAGGACGAGUAGCACAAAUACUCAUACUUAGACAUAACUUAUUAGGUCCGAGUUGAGUGCAAAACAUGUUGGUGUCAGCUAUUUUGGGUAUUUGAGUUUGCGUUUUGCUUAAUGAAUUGUACGGCAAUCAUUUUUAUUUAUAAAAGGUAGAAUCAUGCUUUAUGGGCCAUGUUUUUAGCAUCAAAUACAAUUUAAUCGAUUUUGUCUAGAAACCAGUGGAAGUUGCCCAAAUCAAAUCCUGAGCUAGAUUUGAGUAUAAUAUCUGCCAAUCCAGAUAAAGGGGAGCAAAAAUGUCAAAAGGAGCCUUUGCUUCUUUUCCAGGUAAAGGACUGGGAGUUGAUCAAUCACACUGCAAAAUCUGCAGUGUUUUGUGGGGUGUGAGUUUUUCAAUUUUAUUGACCUUAAACCUUUGCGCAUCAUUUCGAGCCUUGAUAAUCAUGGUACAGCAUUUUGUCUGCAGUUCAUGUCGGCAUAUGUUUUCUAUCGUUUAGUAUCUUAAAAUCUCUGUUAACCUUUGAGACCUAAGCCGACAGUGAAUAUAGUUACGGCAUUCAAUUCAUAAAAAAUCUGUCAUUCAUUAUCUCACUUUUCUAACAUAACUUCUACUAUGCAGAUGGCAUCACAUGACUAAUGACUCUACUAUGUAUUCUUCUCUGACUUUUCAAUUUCCAGUUGUAUAAUUGUGAGAUGUUGUAAUAUACACCAGAAAACAUACUUCUGUAUUCAUGAUGAUGAUGAUGAUGAUGAUGAUGAAUAAUCAAGAAACACAGAGCAACGAUGACCAACGAGCAUAUUCAUGAGUGCAAUUGUACUACUGGCCAAUGUGAAUCAAGAGGACCAAGAAAGGCAUGAACAGGCAAGCACUGAGGUAUUGGGGAUACAGAGAUGGGGGAUCCUGUUCAAACCUUUGUUGACACAUUCCUGUGUGCUAUCCUUCAAAAUCAAUGGUCCUUUCAUGAAAAGUUCAAAGGUUCAAUGAUGAAUUAUUCUGGUCAUGCACAGGUUUGAUCUGAAACUGAUGGCAUGUGUUCUGAACUAAAGUGCUCACUUUUUAAGACAGGGUUUUUUUUGCCCUGGUGCGUUGGUUACUGUGUCAAAUUGGUACUGCAGUAGUCUAUGAAUGAAAUCAUGGGAUGGGAACUAAUCUCUUUGUA
Dioscorea cayenensis subsp. rotundata (Guinea yam) is the source of this 1965-nucleotide messenger RNA. Its product is annotated as ycf49-like protein. NCBI's taxonomy places the organism in Eukaryota, Viridiplantae, Streptophyta, Magnoliopsida, Dioscoreales, Dioscoreaceae. The transcript is spliced from 4 exons. The record is from RefSeq and is a predicted model, not a curated record. The coding region runs from base 112 to 618 and encodes 168 amino acids.